Rhododendron vialii is the source of this 2862-nucleotide messenger RNA. Its product is annotated as receptor-like protein kinase FERONIA. Bases 1 to 2592 code for a protein of 863 amino acids. The transcript is spliced from 3 exons. Gene Ontology annotation, molecular function: ATP binding; transmembrane receptor protein tyrosine kinase activity. Lineage: Eukaryota; Viridiplantae; Streptophyta; Magnoliopsida; Ericales; Ericaceae. Gene Ontology annotation, biological process: protein autophosphorylation. The record is from RefSeq and is a predicted model, not a curated record. Gene Ontology annotation, cellular component: plasmodesma; plasma membrane.
AUGAGCAUACCACCAUACAGUGCUCCUCAGAAAGUCUAUCAAACAUCUUGGUCACUGGUUCCAGACAAGCAAGCGAACAAGACUGAAUCAAAUUUGACAUGGAGAUUACCUGUGGAUUUGGGAUUUAGGUACCUGCUUAGGUUACAUUUCUGUGGGCUUGAAUAUGAGAUAAAAGAGAUUGGCAGGGUGGAGUUUAGUAUCUUUGUUAAUGAACAGGUUGUUGAGGCCAAAGUUGACCUUAUCCAAUGGAGCGGCGGAAAUGGGGUGGCUGUGUUUAAGGACUAUGUGGUGAUUAUGGAUGGAGAUAGGAUGGAGGGCAAGCGUGACUUGCUCAUAGCGCUGCGCCCUCAGAAUCAUGAAUGGAUGGAACCAAUUGAUGCAACUCUAAAGGGGUUAGAGGUAUUCAAGUUGAGCAACACCGACAAAAAUCUUGCUGGGGUGAACCCAGUGCCACUAGCACGUACUUCAACAUCUCCAAAGCCCAAGAAGCUAGUGUUUGCUUCUGUUGGAAAUGCCAUUGUAACAUGUGUAGAAAUUGUACUCAUUGUGUUUAGUGUCAUUGUUUUCCAAUGGCGUUGCUUAAGUGAAAAUAGUGCUAGGAGAACUCUCUCUCUGUCAACAUCGGAGGGGUUGUGUCGCCGUUUCUCACUUGCUGAGCUCAUGUCAGUGACCAAUAACUUCAAUGAUGAAUUUGUCAUUGGAAGUGGUGGAUUUGGUAAGGUCUACAAAGCGCUUAUUGAUGAUCACGCAACAACAGUUGCCUUAAAGCGGUGUAAUUUGAAGUCUCAAGGAGCAAAAGAGUUUUGGACAGAAAUCGAGAUGCUUUCCAAGCUUCGACAUACGCAUCUCGUAAGUCUUUUAGGCUAUUGCGAUGAACGCAAUGAGAUGAUCCUUGUUUAUGAGUUUAUGGAGCAUGGUACACUUGCUGAUCAUCUCUACAAAACAAAAACCAAGGGUAAUGGUACGGUUGGCUAUAUGUCAUGGGUGCAAAGGCUCAACAUUUGUGUAGGUGCUGCUCGGGGAUUGGAUUACCUUCACACAGGUAUUCGGCACGGUAUAAUACAUCGAGAUGUGAAGACCACAAACAUUCUAUUGGACAAAGACUGGAUAGCUAAGAUUUCAGAUUUUGGGUUGUGUAAAGUGGGCUCCACAAGCCAUUCCCAGACGUACGUUAGCACAGAUGUAAAAGGCACAAGGGGGUAUCUAGAUCCCGAGUAUUACAUGACCCACAGGCUAACUAAGAAAUCAGAUGUGUAUGCCUUCGGUGUCGUGAUGUUGGAAAUGCUUUGUGGGAGACCAGCAGUUGAUAUGCAGGUCGAUGAGGAGCAACAUAGUCUGGUCCUAUGGGCUAAACAGUGCAUCAAAGAGAACAAACUCGAUCAACUUAUUGACCCCAGUUUGAGGGACCAAAUCUCGGCACAUUGCCUGAAGGUGUUUGCUGAAGUUGCUAAUAAUUGCUUAGAUAGUCGUCCAAAGGGAAGGCCUACAAUGGCAGAUGUGGUGGUGAGACUUGAGUACGCAUUGGCUUCAGAGAGGGCUGUGGACGAGCAGUUUGGUGAGAACACCCAAGGCCGGAAUAGGUCAAAGGGAAAUGUAAGCAAGGUGCUUCAGAGGACUUUUGAAUUUCUAGCUAAAGGUGCUGAUAUCAAGUGGAAAAAAAGAAAGACAAUUUCGCAAUCGAAAGGGAUACUUAAGCGUAGAGACACUGAAGACUGGAUGAGGCAUUGCCAACUCCCAGAAUAUUUGAAACGACGUGUUCGGCGCUUUGUUCAGAAUAAGAGGCUUGCAACUCAGAGAGUAGAUGAAGAGACUAUUCUAAGCCGCUUGCCUUCUGAUCUUCGUCGUGAUAUCCAACGCCACGUCCGCUUGGACCUUGUUCGACGAGUCCCAUUCUUCUCAGAAAUGGAUGAUCAACUACUCGACGCAAUAUGGAAGCGUCUGGUCUCCUCCUUGAGCACCGAAGGCACCUACAUCGUUCGUGAGGGCGACCCUGUGACGAAAAUGGUUUUCAUUAUCAGGGGAAGUCUUGAGAGUUCUACAACAAACAGAGACAGAUUUGGAUUCUUUGAUUCUGUUAUUCUAAGAGCGGGAGAUUUUUGUGGGGAGGAACUACUCGCUUGGGCUUUGCUUCCAAAAUCCACCACAAACUUGCCUUCUUCAACUAGGACUGUUCGUGCUCUUGUUGAAGUGGAAGCAUUUGCUUUGAGAGCUGAGGAUUUGAGUCAUUUGACAUCCUUUUUCCAUCAAUUUGGAUGUCUCCACAGUAAAAAGCUGCAACAUACUCUCCGAUACUAUUCCCCCAACUGGAGGACGUGGGCAGCCCGCGUUGUACAGGCGGCUUGGCGGCGGUACAAGUGGAGGAGUUGGACUAAAGGUCUGACAGCGAUUGAGUCCUCUGCAGAAAGUGGGACCAGACAAGAAGAGAAACAGGACGGUAGUUCUGUAAAUUCCAGUCCUUCUCAGGCGAACCUUGCGGUGACAGUAUUGGCUUCAAAAUUUGCUGCAAACAUAAUGAGACAUGCUCAGAACACUGUGGAGAAGUCCGGGCAUGCCCACAUUGCGGAAACCAGAAGAACCCGACUUCUCUGCUGAGACGGGUGAUUAGUUGCUCGUAUCUAUUUGGGCCUUAAAUACUUAUCUUAUAAUUAAUUACUGCAAGAAUAUAUUCAUCCUCCUCUGUUCUGUUCUACUAUCCUGUAGUAUAUUAGACACUGCCAAUGGGAGAAAGAUAGUAUUAAAAGAAGGGUGAGGGGUAAAACUAAGUGAUGAAGAUUGAGAAAGAGGAAACAGCCGGGAUUAUGGUUCGUUUCGGAGUGUUUGUAACUAGGGUUUGGUAAUGAGUUUGUUUCUUCUCUUUGCUUU